Messenger RNA from Raphanus sativus (radish), 1735 nucleotides. Its product is annotated as protein SOSEKI 5. The record is from RefSeq and is a predicted model, not a curated record. The transcript has 4 exons. The coding region runs from base 237 to 1514 and encodes 425 amino acids. Lineage: Eukaryota; Viridiplantae; Streptophyta; Magnoliopsida; Brassicales; Brassicaceae.
UGUUGUGUAGUCUUUGUCUCUCGCAUCCCAUUUUUCAAAAAACUCCUCUCUCUCUCUCUCUCUCUCUCCUCUGUUCUCUCUUCUUUCAUUUUACUUUCUAUAAAUCCAAACUCAUAAACAAAAGAUUUUAUGUCUUCCCAUCAACAUCACUUCCCUCAUAACUCUCCCCAAUAACUCUCACUUCGUGUUCUUCCCUCUAUUUUCUUUCCUUCACUUCCAACAAACGAACAAAAACGAUGAGUUCAAGAGCGUUCAGAGCAACACCAGAUAACAACUACUUGGUCCCAAGGAGAUCUAGAGACCAGCAAGACACCAGUCCUGACCGGAACCGAAUCUGGACCGAGCCUCGUCACAAACCGAUUGUAAACCGGAAAGUUCCCGUCGUCUAUUAUCUCUGCCGCAAUGGUCAGCUCGACCAUCCUCAUUUCAUGGAAGUCACUCUCUCCUCCACCGAUGGUCUCUACCUCAAAGAUGUGAUCAACCGCUUGAAUGAUCUCAGAGGGAAAGGCAUGGCAUCUCUCUAUUCCUGGUCUUCAAAAAGGAGCUACAAAAAUGGAUUUGUUUGGCACGACUUGUCAGAGGACGACUUCAUCUUCCCGGUUCAAGGUCAAGAAUACGUACUCAAAGGCUCCGAGGUUCUUGAUUCUUGCCAUCUCUCAAACCCCAGGAGCCUCCUCGGAACGACGUCGUUUAGGGACCCGAGAUCUCUAAACCCCGAUAAAACCCCCGGCGAUGAUGUCCCGCCGGCGGUGGUACAUCGCCGGCGUAACCAGUCGUGGAGCUCUGUCGAUCUCAGCGAGUACAAGGUGUACAAAGCAGCAACCGAGUCCACCGCCGAGUCGACUCGGAGACUCGGCGCGGACGCUUCUACGCAGACGGAGGAUCGAAGGCGGCGGAGAAAGACUCCGGCGAAAGAGGAGGUGGAAAGUCCGGCGAGCUACGAGGAGAAUCGGAGCACUGAGCUGAGCAGAGAUGAGAUCUCUCCUCCGCCGUCGGAUUCGAGCCCCGAGACGUUAGAGAAUCUGAUCAAAGCGGAUGGACGGCUGAUAUUGCGUCAGAACGAGAGCGCUGGCGAUCAUCGGACGGUGGAGAGUUUAUCGAGCGGGAGGAUGAGGGCUUCGGCUGUGUUGAUGCAGCUAAUCUCGUGCGGUACGAUGUCGUUUAAGGAAUGUGGGCCUGUUUUGUUGAAAGAUCAUGGGUUGUCGUUGACGGGGCGUAGCGGGUGCACGGUAACGCGAGGAGCAGGGGAUAACGGUCUGGAGAGGGCAGAGAAGGAAUUAGAGAGUUUUGGAAGGGUAAAACUGGAAGAUAAGGAGUAUUUUAGCGGCAGUUUGAUUGAGACCAAGAAGGAGCUUGUUCCUGCUUUGCAAAGAUCUUCUUCUUACAAUGCUGACAGGAGUUCAAAAAUGGGACCAACGACUGAGAAGGAAGAUGAAGAAGAGGCGGUUCGAGCUAAAUGUAUUCCGAGGAAACCAAAGUCGGUGGCUCUAAGGAACAAUGGUGUGCAUCAGUAACAACAAAUCUGCAAUGAAACGGCACGGAGUCUAACAAGCUUAUUGUGGGUUUAAGAACAAAGAAAAGAAGAAUAGGGAAUGAUUAGUAGUUGUAAGCAUUAUGACAUGUGGGUAACUACUAAAAGCCCCAGUGGUUGCCAAAAAGUUAAAGAGUAAACAUGAUGGGUACAUAUAAAAAUCUUGUAGUUUGAGCCUAGGUGUACUUUGAGGUUAAUUUUUCA